AUGCAGAUGGCCUCCACUGCAAAUUUUCGGCACUCGCUUCGUCUUUUCCUGUCAUUUGGCAUCUCUGUGCUGUUCAUUGCCCAACACGUAACAACAUGCAACGCAAUACUGAAAAUAUGCAACGGCAAUACUAAUACAAGCGCCGAAUUCCGCAGUAAUUUGAACACAGUUCUUAAUAAUCUUGUAGAUAAUACAUCGUCGUCAAAUGGUUUCAAUAUCUCUAAUUCCGGCCAAGGUACAGACAAAGCUUCGGGACUCCUCCAAUGUCUGGGAGACGUAAGCAGAGAAGAAUGCUUCAACUGUUCACGAGAAGCAAAUAGCAGCGUCCGCAACUCUUGUAAAGAUGCCAUAGGCGCUAGGGUUUGGCUUGACAAGUGCUACUUACGCUAUGAGAACUAUGCCUUCGGCGGAGAACUAAGUACCGACGGAGCGGUUGAUUCCAUUAUAGCCAAGGCCUUAGGUGAUCCUGAUUUGUUUAGUGCUGCAGUAAAGGUGCUUUUCAAAAAUUUGUCAGAUGAAGCCCUUCGUUCCCCUGAUCGAUUUUCUUCUGGACAAACAACUGCCUCUGUGACUUAUCAAACAAUCGGUUUCGUCCAGUGCUGGAAAGAUUUGAGCAGUGUUAGCGACUGCAGACCAUGCUUAUCAAUUGCAAUUAAGAAUGUGCUGGAUGCGUCUGAGAAUGGAACUCGUCUUGGUGCUGUCGCCGGCUUGGGAAGUUGCAUGGCACGUUAUAGCUCAAUCUUAUUGGCUCCUCCACCAAGUAAUAUGGAUAGCAAUUUUUUUUCAGGACUAAACACUCAAGGUAAUCCCCUGUGCAGAAAAUUCCUCAAAGAAAAUAAAGAUAGUUUUGGGUUUUCUCGGCGGCUUGGUGGUGGUGGUAGUGUUAUUUCUGGUUGCAAUCCGAAGAAAAUUGAAGUCUGCAAUAUUAGGGAAGCUAGCAAUCUUAAAGAAAGGAAUCCAGAUAUGGAUGCAGAUUCAGUGCUCAGCGAGGAGCAUGAAAUAGUCUUUACCUUGGAGAAUAUCAAGGUUGCCACUAGAAAUUUCCAUGAUGAUAACAAGCUUGGAGAGGGAGGAUUUGGUCCUGUAUACAAGGGUACAAUGCCAGAUGGAAAAGUAAUAGCAGUAAAGAAGCUUUCCUUAAAAUCAUCGCAAGGAAAAGUGGAGUUUUUAAAUGAGGUCAAGCUGGUGGCCAAAAUUCAACAUCGUAAUCUUGUGAAUCUGCUUGGAUGUUGCACAGAGGGAUCAGAGCGCUUGCUUGUAUACGAGUUCUUGGCUAAUAAGAGCCUUGACAAAAUACUAUUUGAUCCAGAUCAGAGAAAAGAACUUGAUUGGAAUAGGCGUUUGAACAUCAUAUGUGGAGUAGCUCGUGGGCUUCUGUACUUGCAUGAAGAUUCUCAACUGCGGAUCAUUCAUCGAGACAUCAAAGCAAGCAAUAUUUUGCUCGAUGAGAAAUUCUUACCAAAGAUAUCAGAUUUUGGCUUAGCAAGACUGGUUCACCAAGAUGAGGCCUACAUUAAUACAAGGGUAGCAGGAACAUAUGGUUAUAUGGCACCAGAGUAUGCUAUGCUAGGUCAAUUAUCUCUUAAAGCUGAUGUCUAUAGCUUUGGCGUUGUCAUUUUAGAGAUUAUCAGUGGGAGAAAGAACACUGAUAUUGCAUUAUGUCCCGAAUUUCAAAGCCUAUUAGAUUGGGUAUGGAAAUGCUAUCUAGAAGGAAACAUUGUUGAUACAAUUGACAAAGCAAUGAAUGGGAGCUUUACAAUUGAACAAGUUUCAAGAUAUAUUCAUAUUGGUCUUUUAUGUACACAAGCAGAUGCAUCACUUCGUCCAUCGAUGCUCAAAGCAUAUGCAAUGCUUUCAAACCUUUCUAUAACAAGCUUGCCAAACAUCACAAGGCCUGGUUAUCUAAGUGUUGAAGAUGAAGAUUUUCCUCUACAUACACAUGCAUCAACAUCUACAACUGAAAGUACAAACUCUAUUGUUAGGCCAUUCUUAUAUAAUCCAUCUAUGACUCCUUUGGCCUACCCAUCUAUCAAUGAUAUAACAAUAUCAGACUUGGGUUCUAGAUGA
Messenger RNA from Cryptomeria japonica (Japanese cedar), 2067 nucleotides. Its product is annotated as cysteine-rich receptor-like protein kinase 15. NCBI's taxonomy places the organism in Eukaryota, Viridiplantae, Streptophyta, Pinopsida, Cupressales, Cupressaceae. The transcript is spliced from 7 exons. Gene Ontology annotation, molecular function: protein kinase activity; ATP binding. The record is from RefSeq and is a predicted model, not a curated record. Gene Ontology annotation, biological process: protein phosphorylation. Bases 1 to 2067 code for a protein of 688 amino acids.